UCUCGCUUGUAGCGUCGUGAUGUGUGCGUGCAGCCGUGUGUUUGGGCUUUAUAAGUUGGUUCUUCAUUCUAUGUUGCGGGACGGUGUGGGUGUGGUCCAUGUUGGCCGUACAGGUGGCAGUUAUGCAACCGAGGGAUGAUCCUGUUGAAGUUUCCGGCGGUAUGCGGUUUUCAGCGGUCACGCCUGUUGCAGGAGUGUCACUCGACGAGGCCUCACAAAUGCGAUGAGCCUAGCUGAAAGCAUCACUGCCAAAAUGGCAUGCCACACCCCUUCAAAGGUCGUUGGUCAGGUCGAUGUUGGCAUGCAGUGCAGCUUGCCUCUGGCUGACAAGUCUGUCGGCUGCUCGUUGAAACCAGGGAGCGAGUCUAGGAGCGUGCAGACCACGGAGGCAGUGGAACAGUUAAGCUCCACCUCAGCGUCAAGGCCCUGUAUUUCUCCAUCCACUGCCAAACGUGACAACUCAAGGCGAGGAUGCCUCCACCGAUGUCACCUGUGUGACUAUGAGGCUGAUGAACUAUUUCUUCUGGAAGCACAUGCCAGCGUCCAUACUGCCAAGAAGCCAUUUGAGUGCCCUUCAUGCCCUCGGAGGUACUCGGACAAAUACAGGUUAAAAUUUCACCUGCGCAGCCACCCAGGCAAGAAGCCACAUCACUGCCCUUCAUGUUCUCGGAGCUUCUCACGCAAGCAUAGCCUGAAUGCCCAUGCAAUCACCCACACCGGAGAGAAGCCAUAUCAGUGCACUUCAUGCUCUCGGGGCUUUUUUCACAAAAGCCGCUUAAUUGCUCACAUGCACAGCCACACAGCUGAGAAGCCAUAUCAGUGUCCUUCAUGCUCUCGGAGCUUCUCACGAAAGAGCUACCUCAAUGACCACCAGCGCAUCCACACAGGCGACAAGCCAUUUAAGUGCCCUUCAUGCUCCGAGAGCUUCUCACUCAAGGUCCACCUGGAAGCUCACCUGUACACCCACACAGGUGAGAAGCCAUAUCAGUGCCCUGCAUGCUCUCAGAGCUUCUCGAUGAAGCACCACCUGGAAGCCCACCUGCGCACCCACACAGGCGAGAAGCCAUAUAAGUGCCCUUCAUGCUCUCAGUGCUUCUCACGCAAGUGUUACAUCAAAAUCCAUAUGCGCACCCACACAGGCGAGAAGCCAUAUCAGUGCCCUUCAUGCUCUCGGAGGUUCACAUUUAAGUCCAACCUCCGGAGGCACAUGAGGCAGGAAGCCAUUUCAGUGCCCACUCUGCUUUCAGAGAUUCUCGUUACAGAAUGCCCUGAAGACACACCACUGCAUUCAUACAGUUUCUGCGCCACAAGUGAUGCCUCAACUGCAGCGCUCGAGUACCUCAAGGACCAAGCAGGCCACACUUCUGACUUGGGAUUUGCAUCAGCAGGGCCUAUGAUAAAGUUCAUGGAGGCUAUGCGGAGAUGGUUCAUGCUGGUAGAUGUGAGCAAUUGCCUCACAAAUGCGAUGAACCUAGCUGAAAGCAUCACUGCCAAAAUGGCAUGCCACACCCCUUCAAAGGUCGUUGGUCAGGUCGAUGUUGGCAUGCAGUGCAGCUUGCCUCUGGCUGACAAGUCUGUCGGCUGCUCGUUGAAACCAGGAAGCGAGUCUAGGAGCGUGCAGACCACGGAGGCAGUGGAACAGUUAAGCUCCACCUCAGCGUCGAGGCCCUGUAUUUCUCCAUCCACUGCCAGAUGUGACAACUCAAGGCGAGGAUGCCUCCACCGAUGUCACCUGUGUGACUAUGAGGCUGAUGAACUAUUUCUUCUGGAAGCACAUGCCAGCAUUCAUACUGCCAAGAAGCCGUUUGAGUGCCCUUCAUGCUCUCGGAGGUACUCGGACAAAUACAAGUUCAAAUUUCACCUGCGCAGCCACACAGGCAAGAAGCCACAUCAAUGCCCUUCAUGUUCUUCGAGCUUCUCACACAAGUGUUAUCUUAUUGAACACCUGCGUUCCCACACUGGUGAGAAGCCAUAUCACUGCCCUUCAUGUUCUCAGAGCUUCUCACGCAAGCAUAGCCUGAAUGCCCAUCUAAUCACCCACACCGGCGAGAAGCCAUAUCAGUGCACUUCAUGCUCUCGGGGCUUUUUUCACAAAAGCCGCUUAAUUGCUCACCUGCGCAGCCACACAGCUGAAAAGCCAUAUCAGUGUCCUUCAUGCUCUCGGAGCUUCUCACGAAAAGGCUACCUCAAUGAUCACCUGCGCAUCCACACAGGCGAGAAGCCAUUUAAGUGCCCUUCAUGCUCCGAGAGCUUCUCACUCAAGGUCCAUCUGGAAUCCCACCUGUACACCCACACAGGUGAGAAGCCAUAUCAGUGCCCUGCAUGCUCUCAGAGCUUCUCACGCAAGUGGCACAUGAAAGUCCAUAUGUACACCCACACAGGUGAGAAGCCAUAUCAGUGCCCUUCAUGCUCUCAGAGCUUCUCGGUAAAGCGCCUGCUGGAAGGCCACCUGCGCACCCACACAGGCGAGAAGCCAUAUAAGUGCCCUUCAUGCUCUCAGUGCUUCUCACACAAGUGUAACGUCAAAAUCCAUAUGCGCACCCACACAGGCGAGAAGCCAUAUCAGUGCCCUUCAUGUUCGCAGAGGUUUUCUUAUAAGUCCAGCCUCCAAAGACACAUGAAGCGGGAAGCCACUUCAGUGCCCACUCUGCCUUCAGGCAUUCUUGUUGCAGAAUGCCCUGAAGACACACCAGUGCAUUCAUACAGGUGACUGGCCAUGUAGUUGCACCGUCUGCUCCAGGUCCUGAUCACUUGAACCGACUUAAAAGAGCACAGCACCAUGAUACUGUAGGGUAGGUCAACAAUCUCGUUGAACUAGAGUCUGAAUUAAAAAUCUGCAUACGUGCAGCGUGCUACGUAGUGUUUUACAGCAUCAGGUAGCACAAGUGUCUCCGCAUGCUUUUAAGCGGAAGCCUUAGCUCGGGCCCCACUCUGAUGCCGCCUAUUUAAACACAUGUAAAGCACAGUAAUCCUUUUCUGAGAUAACCAUUGAGCCAAUUAUAACGAAAUUUGUUACAUCUGAGCGAUAAGAUUGAAUUCUGGCGACUGUUGGAAGCAGAUUUUUGGUUGAAGGCCUGAAUGUCAUAGCAGGCAUUUACAAAAAUUGUACAGCUUGAAAAAAAAUUGAAGCAAGAUGUUUAUAAAUUUAUAGCUCUGCACCUGGAAUAGGUAUUCUAGUUCUGUAAGCUGUAUAUGAUAAUCAUCCAAAGCGGACAAAUUUGUUGUAUCAAUUUAUAUCUUUCGUGAACUUGUUACAUUGUUUUCGGGGACUUUGCAAAUGUCAUCAUCAUCAGCCUAUAUUACGUCCACUGCGGGUUGAAGGCCUCUCCCCGCGAUCUGCCAUUACCCCUGUCCUGUGCCAACCGAUUCAAACUAGAGCCUGCGAAUUUAUUUAUUUCUUCAGCCCCCUUUGUCUUCUGCCAUCCUAGACGGUGCUUCCCUUCUCUUGGUACCCAUUCUGUUACCCUAAUGGUCCAACGGUUAUCUAACACAUUACAUGACCUGCCCAGUUUCAUUUUUUUUCUCUUAAUGGGAAUUAGAAUAUAAACUAUGCCGAUUUGCUCUCUGAUCCAGACUGCACUCUUUCUGUC
This is a messenger RNA of Dermacentor andersoni, 3590 nucleotides long. The record is from RefSeq and is a predicted model, not a curated record. NCBI's taxonomy places the organism in Eukaryota, Metazoa, Arthropoda, Arachnida, Ixodida, Ixodidae.